UAGGCUGCGCGGCUGCCCCACCCAGGGUGUCAGAGCCCCGCCCGCCGGCUCUCAACGAGCCGGAGGAGAAACUGCCCGCGACCGCUCUGCCCUCGUGCCGUCCCUGCCUCCGGCUAUGAGCCGCAGGCGCCUGCCCCGAGGGCAGCUGCUGCUGCUGCUGGCCCUGCUGUGCCCCCCGGUCCGCGGUGACUGCAACCUACCCCCAGAAGUACGGAAUGCCCAGCCAGAUUUGAACGGGAGUACAAGUUUUCCCGAGCAAAGCUUUGUGACCUAUAAAUGUGACGAAGGUUUUCUAAAAAUUCCAGACAAGGUAGACACCGUGACCUGUCUUGAAAAUGGUCAAUGGUCUGACAUUGAAGAAUUCUGUGGUCGUAGCUGUAAUGUUCCAACUAGACUGGUUUUUGCAUCCCUCAAAAAGGAAUAUAUCACAAAGAAUUUUUACCCAGUUGGUUUCACCGUGGAAUAUGAGUGCCGGCCAGGGUUUCAAAGAACUUCUUUUUCAUCAGGAAAAUCAACUUGCCUCCAAAAUUUAGAAUGGUCUGAAGUUGAUACAUUUUGUAAAAAAAAAUCAUGUCCUAAUCCUGGAGAUAUACAAAAUGGUAAUAUCAACAUAACAACUGACAUGUUAUUUGGUUCACAAAUCUUCUUCUCAUGUAACACAGGGUACAAAUUACUUGGCGCCGAUUCUAGUUUCUGUUCUGUUGUAGGGAAGACUGUUGCCUGGAGCGAUCCAUUACCCACAUGCACAGAAAUUUUUUGUCCAGAACCACCAGAAAUUGACAAUGGAAUAAUUAAAGGGGAAAGUGAGAAUUACGUUUAUGGUCAGAGUAUAUCCUAUGAAUGUGACAGAGGGUUCAUCCUUGUUGGAAAGAGCUCCAUUUAUUGUACUGUAAAAAAUAAUGACGGAGAAUGGAAUGACAUGCCACCUGAAUGCAAAGAGAAAUCUCUAACUUCCAAGGUCCCACCAACAGUUCAUAAACACACCACAGUUAAUUUUCCAAGUACAGAAGUUCCAUUGAUGUCUCAGAAUCCAACCACAAUUAAUGUUCCAGCUACAAAAAUCCCAUCGGCAUCUCAGAAACCCAGUACGGUUCAUGCUCCAGCAACACAGCAUGUACCUGUUACCAGGCCAGCCAAGAAGUUUCAUUCAACAAGAACAUCUACCACACAGAAGGAAAUUUCUACUUCUGAUGCUGAUGAUCUUAUAUAUGGUAAGUUUGACUCUCAGGGAGUUAAAAGAAAUUGUCACCACUGUGGGAGGCACAAUCCAUAUUUCUGGAAGAGAAUCUUGUCUUUUAACUGUCUCAGGAAAACUAUCAAAAUACAGUGUUUAUGGACACCUAAGGGAGAACGGGUAAAUGCACUUUAUCAGGGUGUUUUGUGGACACCAUUAGGCACUCAGUAUGUUUCCUCAUAUUACCAGCACUGUUCUUGUUCUAAGGCACUUUUCGGACAGCUUCAGAUUGUUUGGCCCGUCAGUCAGGUAGUGUUAUAUGCUCGUUGUCUUGGUAAGUCAUUCUAGGGACUGAAGAGUCACAGGAAGGAAACAAUUAUCAAUGCAGUUUCUACCCUAAGUGUUUUAUAAUUAAUCAGAACUACUCUUUGAGCAGUUUUCGAUCUGUGCCUUAACCCUGAUGAGGCCAAGAGUUCUACUUUUGACUAUAUCUUUCCUCCAUCUCUAUUAAUCAUUUUAAGCAAAGUUCUCUUAAAAUACAUUCUCUUGUUGCCAAUGUAUUCAGCUAAAAAUAUAUGUGUUGCAGUUUUCUCUAGCAUUUGUUCAGUCUUUUUCUUUGUCCAUAAAUAUAUUACUUAAUAUUAAAUAUUAACAAGAUUCACAAACCAUGUUCUAGUUUGCUUCUCUAUUGCUGUGAUAAACACCAUGAUCAAAAUCAACUUAGGGAAGAUUUUAGCUUAUGAACUCCCAGGCUGUAAUUCAUCACUGAGGGAAGCUAGGGCAGGAACUGCAGGAGCUGAAGCAGAGACCAUGAAGAGUGCUACCUACUAGUUUGCACCACCUGCCCAGGAAUGGCACUGCCCACAGUGGGCUAGGCCCUCUGCUGUCACUCAACAGCCAAGAAAAUGCCCCACAGACAUGGCCUGAAAUAAAUUUACUUUAAAUUAAAGAAUAUCAUGAUUUAAUGAUUUAAUGUUUUCAAAAGUUUUGAGUUGAACUUAUGACUCUUUCUGACCUACUCAGUGGUAUUUAAUAAGGAUCUGAGAUUUUUUUUACCAUUUUUUGAAAUUAAUUUACUUUUAUAGUGCUGGGGAUCUAAUUCAGGCCUUGUAAAUACCAGACAAGAGCUCUAAUACGGAAUAUCACCCCUUUUAUUUUCCUGUCAAAUUCUUGAAGUAUCUAUCUUGUGAUUUCCCAGGAAACUCUCUUUAGAGUGGGUUGUAAUUUACUUGUGUUCAGAACUCUUUCCUUCUUAGACAUAUGGAAAAAAAGUUUUCACAUGUAAUCUUUUAAAAUAAACUUGAAAAUUAUGUCUUAAAUUUAUUUUGUGAAUCAGGUAUUAUCUCACUUUAAGAUGAGUAAAUUGUAUUGCAAGUAAGAUGUUUAUUCAUUUAUGUUUUCUUUAUGACUAAUUGGGAGCGUUUUUCAUUAACUUUUUUAAUGACCACACAAAGAAGUGACUGUCACUGUGGAAUUUGUAUGCAUAUAUAUUAUUAAACUUUAUUCUUAUUCACACCCCCCAAUGGUCCUCCCUGGGAAAAUACUUUUAAUGAUUAUGCAAGUGUAAGUGUAAGUGAAUGAUGACGGUAUCAGAAAUUUUCAAUUUUUUUUCUUAUCUAAUUCUUUUUAAAAAAGAUAUAGAAACCAUUAGACAUUCUUCAUUUGGCUUAUAAGUGCCACUGGUGUAAAAUUUAAAGAUGUUCUUGCUCUGACUCUUUAUCAGUCCCCCCCCACUUCUCUCUCUCUCUCAUUCUUGCUUUCCCUCUGACAUUAAGCAUUUUUCCAUAUCAUCUCCCAUGAAAUAUUAAUUCCACCCAUAUACUUUAAAUCAGUUUAUGUUAUUUCUUUAUAUCCAUAUAUUUUACAUAUAUAAAAAUAAUUGCUUUCAGUCGGGUGUAGCUCAUGCCUGUAGUCCCAGCACUUAAGAGGCAGAGGCAGGUGGAUCACUAUGAGUUCAAGGCCAGCUUGGCCUACAUAGUGAGUUCCAGGCCAGCUGAGGCCUGUUUCAAAAAAAAAAAAAAUGACAGCAAAAAAUAAUUGUUUUCACUCUCUUGGAAUAUCUGCCCUUUACAUUUCCAAAAAUUUUUUUUUCUCAUUUGAUCACCUUCAAUAAAUAAGUACAGUGCUAGGUAAAUAGGAGAAGGUGCUUAGUAACAGUUUUUUGUUUGUUUGUUUUUAAAGUCAAUAUCAUGUAGAAGAAAAUGAAAAAAAAAAACUUGUGCUUAGGAGUCAGUCAGACUGGUUUGAAUAUGGCCUUUUCAUUUAAUAAAUGCUCACCCCCCCCGAAAAAAAUACUCAGUCUCAGUUUUCUCAUCUCUGAGACAGACCAUGAUCAAAAGUCCUAGCCGGGCAACACAGGAUGAAUAAAUAUUAGAUUCAAGAAAUCAUAGUGUGCAGUCACCAUUAUUUUUCUAAGAUGUGUGGUGGCAUUAUCAUUCCCCCUGACUAUGUCAAAGAAUGAGCACAGGUCCUUCUUCAGUAAUCCUUGCAUGUUUGCUGUGUGGUAAGACUGUAUUGAAUUUUUUACAGUUUCUUUCUCUCCUCAUAAUGCUGGAAUGUGUUCUCUGUUUUGCUUUUUUUUCUAAGCUGAAAGAAAUAAACAUGUUUUCCUUUU
Nannospalax galili (Upper Galilee mountains blind mole rat) is the source of this 3788-nucleotide messenger RNA. RefSeq names its product CD55 molecule (Cromer blood group) (gene Cd55). The record is from RefSeq and is a predicted model, not a curated record. The transcript has 9 exons. Bases 116 to 1522 code for a protein of 468 amino acids. Lineage: Eukaryota; Metazoa; Chordata; Mammalia; Rodentia; Spalacidae.